GCCUCCUCUAGCCCAGUCAGUCAGUUACCCUCAAUGGCCGACGAUCCCCUGGACUCGUCCCCGUCGGCGUCCGCCGCCGCCGCUGCUGCCGGCGGAGUCUGCUCCGCCCCCGCCCCAGCGCUCCGGCCGCGGCGGGAGCCAUUUGAGUACGGGCUCCUGCCGAUCCCCAAGCUGGUCUUCCCGGAGGGCACGCUGACGCAAACCCUAUCCCAGCUGAAGGAGAGGCUCGCGCCGGGGGGACCGCGGGUGGGCGCCGCAGCGCUCGCUGAUGCGCUGCAGAUCCCUGCCGAGCAGGCGGCCCUGGCGCUCGGGACGCUCGCUGCGGUGCUGCCCGCGGAGGAUCCGGAGCUCGGCGAGGAUGGCGCGGGGAAUGCCGACCUCCGCGACCUGCUUCUUUUCAUCUACAUCCAGUCCUACAAGCGCCUCGUGCCGCGCGCGCACAAGGACUCGCCCGCCGUCGCGGAUGUUUGGCCGUCCACCUCCGCCUUCGAUGGAUACCUCUCCGCGCUAUCGCCGAUCCAGUUUGUACGCAGCAAUAGUCGCCGUUUUAUGCCUUCACAAGCAGAUGAAGAAUCUCAUCAACUGUCAUAUUUACAAAAGCAUAUGGCCAACAUUCUAACACUUUUAGCAGAUUCUGUUGAUGGAGAGGGAGAUGACUCUAUGGUAUUGACAAUGGAGACUUUUGAGCACCUUGGAUUUUUGUUGCAUCUCUCUGAAGGAACUCCUUUAAGCCAAGCAGCUACAUUUUUUGCAAAUUCGGAUCCAGACAUGCCCGCUGCUCCUGUACCUGCUGCUCUGGUACAUGAUUGGAUCUUGCAGCAUAUAGCUUCAGCAUUAGAUUUUAUGGCAGAGAAGUCUGCGGCAAAAGAAAACAGCAAUAAUGCAUUUGAUCCUGAUGUCACAAUGUCUGAUGCUGUCACGAAUACAAGAAUUCAUAGCAGCUCACCAACUGGCACUUCUGCACCAAACUAUCCUGGAUACUACCGAAAUGCAUCAUUUGUGGAGGGUUGCUCUAAAACUUCAGUUGUCAAACAAGCAUCGGAUCUGAAAGGGCAUUCAAUAAAGGUUUUGAACUGCCAUGAUUCUGUCAUUUACAUUUUAGCCCCACUUAAGUAUGCAACCGUCUACGGAUGUUCUGACACUACCAUUAUUCUUGGUGCUAUUGGUAAGGUUGUUAAAGUGGAGCAUUGUGAACGUGUACAAAUUAUUGCAGCUUCAAAACGAAUCUGUAUUGCCAAUUGUCGUGAAUGUAUCUUCUACUUGGGAGUAAAUCACCAACCACUUAUUGUGGGGGACAACCAUAAAUUACAAGUUGCCCCAUUCAAUACUUAUUAUCCACUACUUGGGGAGCAUUUGGCACAAGUUGGUGUGGAUCCUAAUGUCAACAAGUGGGACCAACCUUUUGUGUUGGGAGUUGUUGAUCCGCAUGAUUCUUUAUCUCAUCCUGCUGGGGUUUCUGACGUCCAGGCCGAGUCCGCCACUUGUCUAGAUCCUGAUCUAUUUACUAACUUUUUGAUUCCUAGUUGGUUUGAAGUAGAAGGACCUACCAAAUACAAUCCGUUUACCUUACCUGAAGUUUACUGGGCAUCCCAAAGGAAAAAGCAUGCUUCUCUGGACGAUAUUCAAAAGAAUAUCCGGGAACUGGAGAUCGAUGAUAACCGGAAGAAAGAAUUAGCAUGUGCCCUUCAUGCUCAAUUCAAAGAUUGGUUAUAUGCUUCAGGGAAUAUCCGCCAGCUAUACUGUUUGCAAGGUGAAUAAGCAUACGGUGGGAUUCAUCUCUCAUUGCAAUAUGCACCAGUCUGCAUCUGUAAGUGCAACUCAACUCGGGGCGCCUCCGAAAUCCAAAAGUGACUUCCAAGCUGACUUCGUGUUGCUUGCCCUGAUGCACCUGGUAUUUCAGCUGUAGUGUUUGUGGAGGGAAGUAUGUAUGUAACUGUAACGUUUUUUGUUUGUUCCAAUCAUUUUUUAUCACUUUCCCCAUUUUGUUUGGCCGCAAGGUUUCUGUAAAUCUUUGAUAUUGCGGGUUUCAUACUUGAAAUUUCACAAAGCGGAUACUCAAUCCUCUCUUUGGGAAGAAAUAACAUUUUUUUAACCUUCAGAGGGUCAUUUAA
Molecule: messenger RNA, 2111 nt
Organism: Sorghum bicolor (sorghum)
Lineage: Eukaryota; Viridiplantae; Streptophyta; Magnoliopsida; Poales; Poaceae
Product: TBCC domain-containing protein 1-like
Exons: 9
Coding region: 34-1758 (574 amino acids)
Source: RefSeq, a predicted model, not a curated record